Messenger RNA from Pygocentrus nattereri (red-bellied piranha), 4049 nucleotides. It is a transcript of the gene oscp1b, whose product is annotated as organic solute carrier partner 1b. Gene Ontology annotation, biological process: transport. The transcript has 11 exons. The record is from RefSeq and is a predicted model, not a curated record. Gene Ontology annotation, cellular component: cytoplasm; plasma membrane. Lineage: Eukaryota; Metazoa; Chordata; Actinopteri; Characiformes; Serrasalmidae. The coding region runs from base 200 to 1381 and encodes 393 amino acids.
UUCUGCGCAUGAGCGCAGCGUACAUCAGUAUGGCUCGUUCUGAUUGGUCGUUAUUCGUCGUGACCUGGCAACCGAGUGAGAGCUUACCGACGCCUGUCUGUUCUCCCUCGGCUUAUUCUAUUAGCGAUAAAUCCUCAAACUGCGGCGUCAAACUGCAAUAUCUGUAAGUGCUUGUUGCUUUCAUUAAACAACAGGGAAGAUGUCGACGAGAACACUACCUCUUCUGUUCAUCAACCUCGGCGGAGAAAUGCUCUACAUCCUGGAUCAGCGCCUGCGAGCCCAGAAUAUCCCGAGCGAUAAAGCGAAGAAAGCCACUGUAGCAGGAUGGAUAGAGGAGGACAGAAGAAGAGUCAUGAAUGACAUCAUUACCACUAUGUUCAACAAGAAAUUCCUGGAGGAGCUGUUCAAGCCUCAAGAACUGUACUCAAAGAAGGCUUUGCGGACGGUCUUUGAUCGACUUGCGCACGCCUCAAUUAUGAGGCUUAAUCAAGCGAGUAUGGACAAGCUUUAUGACUUGAUGACCAUGGCAUUCAAGUAUCAGGUUCUUUUAUGCCCUCGACCUAAAGAUAUUCUCCUUGUGACUUUCAACCAUAUGGAUGCAAUCAAGGACUUUGUGAGGGACACCCCUAGUAUUCUCAGCCAAGUGGAUGAGACAUACAGACAACUCAUAGAGAUAUAUACUCCUUUGUCUGGUGGAGAAUUUCAACUAAUUAGACAAACGUUGCUAAUCUUCUUUCAAGAUAUGCACAUACGAGUGUCAAUAUUUCUGAAAGACAAAGUGCAAAACUCAAAUGGACGCUUUGUACUCCCUACAUCAGGACCUGUACCAUAUGGGACACACACCCCAGGACUAAUCCGAAUGUUUAGCUGUAAUGGUGAGGAAGUGAAGAGGACACAGUUCCGUGAUGGAGGAAACUACACCUCUGCCCUUCGCGAGGGUUCUUUUGAGUUAUUUGGUGACAGAGUCAUUAAACUGGGCACAAACAUGUAUAGCGUGAGCCGGCCAGUGGAGACCCACAUGUCCGGAACCUCUAAAAAUUCUUCACAGCAUACCAAGGUCAACACUAUACCAAACCCCUUGGCAAAGGAAGAGCUGAAUCUGCUUGCUAAACUGAUGGGUGGUUUGGAGGUGCAAAAACCAAGCAAUACUGACUCUGGUUUCCGUGUCAACCUCUUUGCAACCGAUGAGGAGGAAGAGGAAGCUUUAAUAUCCAGACCUGAGGAGCUCUCUUAUGAAGUUAUUAAUAUCCAAGCAACCAAGGACAAACAAGCCAAUGCAGAGUUGGCAAAGAUCAUGGGAGAGUUCACAGAAGCUGGAGAGCCUUCCCCAAGCUCCAGUAGCAAAGGUGAUGACCUGUUGGCAAUGAUGGACGGUCUGUGACUCGGAGUAAAUAUACAUUUGAGUGCUGUUAAGCAGGCUUGGUCUGACUUGAUGUUCUGCAGUGUGUCUCACUUAGUGAGCUGAGAGACCUACCACGUAACACAACAGCAACAACCAGAAGCUAAUAUGUGUUUGUGCCGGUAGAGUCGAUCAUAGUCAGACACUGUCCACCUUGUUUUGAGCCUCCUACUGUCUGGGAUUCUUUCAUUCUGAACAGUUACAGUGCAAUCCUGUUCUAUAGUUUUAUGUCAGAUCUAAUGUCUUUACUCCAGCCACUUUACAAAACUUUCCAUUGUUCAGCAACAAAUGCCAUUAAAUGUCAGGUUUGACACUGCCUACAUGAAAAUAUAACCUGAAAUACUGGUAAGGGUUGCUCAAGCAGUAAUGUAAGAUGUAAAUGUAAGAAGACUGUUAAAAUGGACACUUUCAACACUAGACAUGAUACAGCAAGUAACAAUUGCUUCAUUGUAUGUGACAUUGACCAUCACAUCCUGUGGUUAACCUGUUAAUGGAAUACUACCAGUACUUUUCAACCAAAUCUCUAUCUGCCACAUAUCAUGUGAUCAGUUACCAUGGACCGUUAUUUUGAAGUGUUUCCCUGAAAUUAGUAAAGAAAACAGAAAACAGUUCAAUUGAAACACACUUCCAGCAUCAGUUGCAUCUGCCCUGUUGCUUUUAUCUUCAAAGUGUAUUUGGAUUCAACAGAUUGACUGUUCUUUUACUAAGCACAGGGAAAUGUAAAAUUAUUGUCUGUGGUAAUAGACUACAGAAAACGUUAGGUUUGAAAACACAGUUCUUUAACUAAAAAUGAUAAAAUACCUAGAGAAAAACACUAUUCUGUCUUGGGAUGUAAAGUAAGUAGCUUGUUUGCUAUUUUACCUGCCCAAAGUAAGUAAAUUUUGGCAUUGCUUUAAUUUGUACUUGUACACACUCCUUGUUGGGAGUAUUAAUACAUUUGUACACUACAUUUAUUAAGUAGUUGGGCACAUCAUGGCUCACUGAACAUUGAGGGUUCACCUUGAUCAAAUUAUCCUGUGACUGCAGUAUGGUGAUAGAUUAUACCCUGCAAGUUGUCUUUGCUUUUAUUAGCUUACACUAGUGGAACAUGGGAUGUAAUGGUCAAGCAUAGUAAUCCAUUGCCACAGUAUUUCAGUGUGCAUCACAGCAAUAUGGUUGGAGUUUACUUACAAAUACUAGCAAAGGCCACAGAAGAUCAACGAGGCACAGUUAAUGAGCUUAGCUGUAGUGCAGGUCUAUAUGGUUUCAUAAGAUAUAUAUGUUCUUGCAAAACCAGAGAGCGUUUGGAGUAAAAGUGUACAUUUUUGCACAUGGUUGCUCAUUGACAAAUGUGUAUCAUGCUUUCUAUUUGGUAAUAGUUUUGGAUUUGUAUGUUUAUGAUUCCAGCUAAGAUUUCACAAGAUUUUUGAAGGUGUUAAUGCUUUGCACACAGCUGUCCAGUUUAGACUAGAUCAUAGAUUGGGUUUCUGUUUCUUUUAUUUUUUCCUCCGGAAAUGUCACUGAUGUCUCUAUGGAAGUCCAUUGCUGUUGGGUAGAAGAGAAAAAUCCUGGUUUUCUUUUUUCCCCUUCUUCUCUGUUUCUGGCAGCAGUAAGUCAGAACUUUGACAUAGUAUCACAGAAUAAUGACAUACUAUGUCAAUAUAAUAACCAAUUUUCUCCCAUUUGAUUUAGCAAAAUAAUGACUUAUUUUCUCUAAAUUUUUUAAUGAAUAUAUUUUUUAAUUGAAUGUUAUUAUUUUGGCUUAAGUCAAUAAGUCAUUAUUUUGAGACAUGGUAAUCAGUAUUGUUUAUUAAUAAUCAUUAUUGAAAUAAGCAAAAAUGUUGACAUGCUGCUGACGGAAACAGACAAAGAGAGGUUAUUUUUUACUCUACCUGGUUGGAAUGGGCUUCCAUAUGUAUCAGCAGACAACCCAUGAACACAGAAUUCACUGAAGUGCAGUAGAGCAUCUGAACAGAGCAGGGUAUGUGGGAAUGCUAGUCUAACAACACAUAUUUAGAAAAGGGAAACUGAAAGCUGCUGAAGAGUCUGGCAGAAACCUAAGUGCACUUGUCCUGAUUCAAACAGAUCAUUUCAUGUUUUGCUUUGUCUGUGUUUAAAAGUACAGUCAUUUGAAUGAAGGGUUUUCACUCCUUAAGAAAUUUCUACCAUCCAGAAGAGUUGUUGGGGUCUUAGACUGUAAGUUGUGUGAGAUGUGGAGAGUGACUAAGAAACUUUUAAAAACAUAGCUUACAAAAGGCAAUGCAAUAUAUUUGGUGGAACAAAAUGUGUACAUUUUUUUCACACAUACAAGUUAAUUUAUUGAAGACUGUAGUAUUGCAUACUAAGGAUUUGGUUGUAUUUUUCUGUUGUCUUUUGUUGGUAUAUCACAAUACAUUGAAAUAUGAAAUUAAAUAGUUUCACUGCAAAUAAAAAGAUGGAACCAAAAUAUUGUGUGUACUUUGUACCAAACAAAGAUGCUGUUUAGCUUGUGCUUAACACUAGAUGGAGCUACUGCAUUAAAACGCUUUAUGGGCAGCCUUACAAUGGAAUGUUGAUUCUACCAAAUUCACUUAUUACAGUUGUGACAGCAAACACAUUUUUUAUGUUUGUUCAUGUAUGGACAGUAGGACUAGGGGAUUACAGUAUGAUUAUGGGAGUAUGGGAGUGGUGG